Messenger RNA from Colletotrichum tamarilloi, 219 nucleotides. RefSeq lists its product as uncharacterized. Lineage: Eukaryota; Fungi; Ascomycota; Sordariomycetes; Glomerellales; Glomerellaceae. The transcript has a single exon. Bases 1 to 219 code for a protein of 72 amino acids. The record is from RefSeq and is a predicted model, not a curated record.
AUGUGUCGCCCUCCUUACACAGUCGAAUUGACUCCUCGGACCCUACCGCCAGCAUUUCGAGAAGAUGCACUCACUCGGCCACGUCUAAUCGUUGUCAGUGCCACCUCAGCCAGUCCGAGCACCAGACCGCUGCUUUGGCAGUCGGUAUUCCCCAGGGUGCCAGGUCAAGAUGUCAGACACGAAAGCGCAAGAGCACUACUACCAGGAUAUCUGAACUGA